GGAGGAUGGAAUCGUUGUUCGGCCGCUUUUCAGCGUCUCGAGAGGCCGCCGCGCCCUGCUCUGAUGCCAUGACUGCUGCCCCGCCCGUCCUGCAUGAGAGCUUCAUGCUCAUCGACUCAGCGGAGCACCUCGCUGUCGACGGAGUGGAUGAUCUAUGCCGCCGGCUGGGGUGCGCGAAGGACCUCAAAGUGAAGGUCGUGAGGUAGGUAUGCAGUGCGGCGAGAAACAAGCACGAGAAAGGCAUGAGAAGGAUUGAUCUGUGGACGUAUGUUGCAGCAUCUUCGGGAACACGGGCGAGGGCAAGAGCCACACACUCAAUGAGAUGUUCUACAGCGGAGAGGAGGUCUUCGUCACGUCAAGCAACCAAAUGGCAGGUACGGUCAAGGACACACACAAGGGUGUGCGCCCGUCUGUAUCUCAUCAUCCGACCUCUCACUGCUGCAGCAACGACCGGCGUUUGGGCGUCGCUGUGGGAUGGGGCACCGGAGGGAUGUGAGAGCGUCCUGGUGCUCGAUACAGAGGGGAUGCUGGGGGUGACUGACAAGGCUCACGCCCGCACAAGGAUGCUGCUGAAAGUGUUGGCCAUCAGCGAUGUCAUCAUCUACAGGAAGUGGGGCGAGAGGCUUACAACAGGUACGCAGGAGCGGCAGGAAAAUUGAGAGAAUGUCCAUAUUCAUUUGUGUGAGCGGAUCGUUCUGGUACAUGCAGAUGUGUUUGAGUUUCUGAACGAGGCUUCCGUCGCCUACAACACCCAUUUCGCCGAUGAGCUGCGGCGUGUGAGCGAGGCCCAGGGGAUGCCCACCCAGUCUCUCGGCGCCGCUGUUAUCAUCUUCCACGAAACGCGCUUCACCCAGCCACUGCGGGAAGACACACAGCCAGACAACACCGCAGCCAAGCCGGGAUCACCCAAGAGGGGCGACCGACGGCUCAAGGCCCGCAGCUUCGCUGUCAAUGGUGGCUCGGCUGCCAGAGCGACUGACCACAGGAAACGGCCACUCGAUUGGCCUCGGACGUCGGAGUUCCUGUUUGUGGCCACCGAAGCGGCGGACCCCUCGAUUCCUGGCGAUGCGGCGGGCGCGGCGAGUGCAGGUGUUGAGAAGCAAGGCGAGGAGGGGGACAAGGCGGCGGCUGCAAAACCUUUAUCCAAUGUUUCGGUGCUCGAUAGCAUCGUCUUUUUCGGUAUGCGUGACAGCAGCUGUGCGGCUGUUUGUGUGUGCGGGAUUGGUGUGUGCGUUGGUUGGUUGGUUGGUUCAGAUGUGUUCAAAGGGCUUUAUCGACACGGCAUUGAGGGCUGCCAGGACGCCCCUGUCUUCGAGGCAUUCAGGUGCACACAACGCAACACACGCAUGGGAACACGAACUCUCUCGACCCCCCAAACCACCAAAUGUGUGUGCUCUCUCUCUGUGUCAGUGGCGUUGAGUACGUCGGUGUGUGCAGCAAAGACGGCCCCACCGACUUCGGCCCCAUUAUCGACAGGACGCGGCUGUACCUCAGGCACGACGCCACCCUCCGCCGCGCCCAGCCGAUCUCCGUGGUGUAUGCCAUCAUCGAAUGGCUCACCAUCAAGUUCAACGCUCAAGCCGAGGCAGACUGUCGGACCGAAGGCGGCAAAAGGAAACUGGUGAGACGGGAAAUUGUGGCAUGGACUCUCCACACUUCCUGUGCUUUCUCCUUAGGUGCGUGCGAUCUUCCCGGACGAUAUAUUCCGCUGCGGGGGUGUCUGCAAGGCCUGCAACGUCCACUGCGCGCUGAGCAUGAACCACUUGGGCAAGCCACACGAGCCAGCCGACGCGUCCGCCCCGUGUCGGUACUCCGUUGUACUGGGCAACCGACAGCUGUACUGCCGCCAGUGCCUUGAGAACAGGGGCGAGGAGAUAUUGCUCUCACCACAGCAGGGUCCGUUGGUUGAGUGGGCGGGGCGCGGCGCACACAGAGAGGUAGAGGAAGGUUUUUGUCUGUAAUGUUGUCGUCGUGUUUCUGCGUAGGUCCCAAGUCUCAGUGGGACUCAUGGAAUGCCCUCACGUACCUGCUGAGCGGCUAUGUGCUCGAGUGCUUCAACUGCGGCGUCCUGUACAGGUGUGCACACGUGCACCACUCACACCCACACACCCACCCCACCCACACGCACACGCAUUUACCCUGCUGUGUGUCUGUGUGUGUGUGUGUGGAGUUCAGAUCUCGUCCCUUGCAGAAGGUGAUAAUGGGCAUGCAGUGCCCCGACCCCGUCAAGGCAGGAAUUGCCACUCCCAGGCUGCACCACGUGUGGUCGCGCGAAGAGGCCACCAAGGCGACCAUGCUGGCUUUGGGCCAUGGUGGUGGUGGUGUUGGUGCUGAUGGAGGCGGGGAGGGUGUGCGUGGCGGCAAGAAGGCCACAGGGAAGCCGUACAGGUGGUGCAGCGGCGAGCCGUUUGGCUUGUCGCCACCACGGUCGAGGCGAAGGCGAAGGGACGGGGGGAGGGUGGUGUGAUGGUUCGAUGCUUCGAUGCAUGGGUGGGUGUGACUGAUGCGACGAGGGACCUUCGUGUCUUGUUUUGAUUACAGUUGUUAUGGGUUUUGGGCUCUGUUGAUGUCCUUGUGGCCCGUUAUUCGUGUGGUGGACGUGUGUGGUGGUAAAUGUCUGUCUCGAACGAAGUCUCAAAUGAAAGCGGAAAUGGUCA
This is a messenger RNA of Vitrella brassicaformis, 2657 nucleotides long. Lineage: Eukaryota; Vitrellaceae. The record is from the annotation of a GenBank genome assembly.